This is a messenger RNA of Lingula anatina, 2295 nucleotides long. RefSeq lists its product as uncharacterized. The record is from RefSeq and is a predicted model, not a curated record. Gene Ontology annotation, biological process: mitochondrial respiratory chain complex IV assembly. NCBI's taxonomy places the organism in Eukaryota, Metazoa, Brachiopoda, Lingulata, Lingulida, Lingulidae.
CUGUUUUCACAGCAUGUUCACCGAAAAUUCUCUCCCGUCCGUCUGCUCCUGAGUCUAAGAUAAGCUUAUUAAUAUGCAGUCUCACAUCUCAAAACCAUUUUAAUAUAUUGACAGAACAGCCAUGAAUUUACCGCAUUUCGUCACAACAUGUUCCCAGGUGUGCAAAAAUGUAUUGUUCAAACAGAAUUUGUCUCCUCUUGUGACCCAGUUAUUGACUUGGAUGGCGCGACAUCUAUUCUUAUGUGCAAAGCAUGAGUAGUUCAUACAUAAGCUGUAGGCAUUUACAUAAGCAGCGGUUUCUAAGUAAAUACUUGUAUUAAAAUGAAUCGGGCGAUUGUGCGAGCAGUGCAGCGCUUAACAGGGUUGCCAGGGAAACCACAAGGUGUUAAUAUCCUAGAAAAGCAAAGACUUUGGUAUUCUACUAAGCCCCCUACACUUAGGAAAAGGGUGACAAAUGGUAUAGUUAUUGGUGGUAGCAUCAUUUUCUUUGGAGGUGCCUCAGUGUACAUGUUGCAGCAACAGAACCGAAGCAUACGAGAUGCUGGAGAGAGGAAAAGACUAUUAAGAGAACAACAAGAAAAAAGUGAUUCUUCAGCUGCUACCCCUGCUGCUACACCUGCUGCUACACCUGCUGCUAAACCUGCUGCUAAACCUGUUGCUUCAAAACCCAAGAAAAAGAAAUCAAAUGUCAAGUCAGGUAUUGGGGGUCCCUUUGAGCUGAUCUCACAAGAUGGCGCCACAGUCACUGAGAAGGAGCUACUGGGGAAGUGGACAAUGGUGUAUUUUGGUUUCACACAUUGUCCAGAUAUAUGUCCAGAAGAAAUGGAGAAGAUGUCUGCAGCUGUCAAUGUCAUCUCUGGCCAGAAAGACAUGCCUGAUAUCCCAAUUUAUUUCAUCACCUGUGACCCUGCUAGAGACACUCCUGAGGUCAUGAAAAGAUACAAUGAAGAAAUCUCUUCAAGAAUUAUUGGUCUGACAGGACCUGAAGACAAGGUGUUGGAUGCCUGUAAACAAUACAGGGUAUACUUUAGUAAUGGCCCUAAAGACAGAGACGGGGAUUAUAUUGUGGAUCACAGUGUGAUAACCUACCUCAUGGACCCCCAGGGAAAGUGCCAGGCUUUUUACUCCAGAGACUCUACUGUGGAAUCUGUAGCCAGAGAUAUCAGGCAAAAAAUAACAUCUUGGGUGCCACAGUCCUGAUGAAAAUGAGAUGAGGAUAAUUGUGUAUAAAUUAUGGACUCCAUGCUCUCUGCUGCCAGGAGCCUGAAGACAAACUUGUAAUAAUAGUCAGGGGUGAAAGUGUUCAGUAUUAUGCCUGAUUCAGGAUUGUCAGGCUUCAUUUUGAUCGUGUUUUUCUAAUGGUCUAAAUCCUAUGAGAAAUUGCAAGCUAUGUUUUCAGAAUUUUCAGUUUUUGAAACUUGCUACCCUGGUUGUAGCAUGUGGCAAAGGAUGACAGCUGUGCUAUGGUCCUCGUUCACACUGAGCACAACAGUUGCCUGCAUUGCAUAGGUUUGAGAGAUUGGCAAGUUAAUAGCCUGGUGAUUAUGUAAGAUAGCUUAAAGGGAUCUCAGCUCUUGACUGGAGCUUUCAAACAGUUAGAAUUUCAUGAAAGGAGUAAAGUUCCCACAGCAAGAUUAAAAUAAAUUAUUCAGGUCUAGUCAAACUGGUUCAAAACAGAAAAAUGCAUUGCUCAAUGUGAAAAGGACCAGUGUGAAGUGAUAGGCCAUGUUGGCCCACAAAAUUUCGCUUUCCUUAUAAGAACUUAUUUCUACCAGUCCGGGUAAAUAUUCUUAUAUAAUUGUUUAUGUAAGCUACAGAUGUAGUUAUUAUUUUUAAGACUUACAACAAGUAGGCAACCAAAAAAAAUUUAAAAAAAAAGAUCAGAUUAGAGUAAAACGUAAAGGAGACCAAGGCUGUGCGUGAUAUCUAAAGCAAUUUUGAGUUCAAGCAGUGAUAAAUAUAUUCAGAUGAGAAAUUUAGAGUGUAUUAUACUGAUGAAUUUAAAGAAAGGAUUCAGGACCUUUUUGUAACAUUUGAACAUGGGGGCUGACAGCACCAGAAGAGAGUUGAUGUGAUAAUUUGCUGUGUAAUAAUAAGGGAAAAUAACACAAUACCAUGCAUUCAUAUCAAGUGAAUUACUGUUUAUGACCGAGUAUGUCCGUAUGUUUAUUAUGUAAAAUGUUUUCUUUAAAGAAAAGGUAUUCUUUUAGUUCCUAUAAUGUAAAAAAAAAAUAGCACUCAAUGCAAGAAGAAAAGUGUUUGGCUAAUUCUUUGAAUAAAAAUCAAUGAAAAUUA